AUGGAAAAAUACUUUAAACGUACAUCUGCGAUUUCCUGUGAUGAACAAAAUAUUGAUGAAAGGAAUGUUCGAAAGAAAAGGGAUGAAAACGAUGUUCGAGAUGUUGAUGUUGGGGGUAUUGGAGAUGUUGAUGUUGGAGAUGUUGAUGUUGGAGAUGUUGAUGUUGGAGAUGUUGAUGUUGGAGAUGUUGAUGUUGGAGAUGUUGAUGUUGGAGAUGUUGAUGUUGGAGAUGUUGAUGUUGGAGAUGUUGAUGUUGGAGAUGUUGAUGUUGGAGAUGUUGAUGUUGGAGAUGUUGGAGACGUUGGGGGUAUUGGAGAGGUUGGAGAUGUUGAUGUUGGAUUUGGGGGUAUUGGUGACGUUGGAAAUGUUGAGGAUAUUGGAGAUGUUGGAAAUAGUGGAGAUGUUGGGGAUGUUGAUGUUGCACAGCUUCCCUCUGAUCCUGGAUUGAGAGUUCCAAUACAAAAUUAUGAUAUUAAUAUUCGAGAUGUGAUUCGAAGAGCAUAUAUGCAAAGAGGUCCUUGUCAGCCUCGCAAUCAUAUAUUUCCACCCACAAGAAUAGGUAAAAUAGACCGACGAUUUUGUGUUUCGUGGUAUAAUGAGCAUCCCACUUGGUUGGAAUACAGUAUAGCAAAUGAUGCAGUUUUUUGCUUUUAUUGUUAUCUUUUCGGUUUGAAUGGUGGUUCAUUUGUUAAAGGUGGAUUCUCAAAUUGGAAAAAGAAAGAAUAUAUAAGAAAACACGUUGGGGCUUCAAGUAGUGCACACAAUCAAGCUCGGGUCAAAUAUGAAUUGUUCAAGAAUCAAGAACAAAGUAUUAGAUCUUGUCUCGUUAAACAAUCGCAUCAAGCUCGAACAAAUUAUCGAAUCCGAUUAAAUGCUUCAAUUGAUUGUGUUCGAUUUCUUCUACGACAAAGGAUGGCAUUUCGUGGACAUGAUGAAUAUGAAGAUUCAAACAAUCAAGGAAACUUUCUUGAACUAUUGCAUUGGUUGUGUGAUCAUAAUCCUGAGAUUAAGGCCGUUGCUUUGACAAAUGCACUUGAGAAUUUGAAAUUAACAUCACCAAGAGUGCAAAAAGAUAUUGUAAGUGCUAUUGCUUCUGAAUGUCUGCAUGUGAUUAUUGAAAAUGUUCGUGAUAGUUUCUUCUUAAUUUUAGUUUAUGAAUCUCGAGACAUUUCUGUGAAAGAGCAAAUGUCAGUUGUCAUUUGUUAUGUGAAGAAUGGGUGUAUAUUGGAACAUUUUAUUGGUGUCAUUCAUGUUUUGAAUACCACAGCUGCCUCACUUAAGGCUGCAAUUGAUCAAUUAUUCUCAACGCAUAGUUUAAGCAUAUCUAAUUUGAGAGACCAGGGAUAUGAUGGAGCUAGUAACAUGCGAGGUGAGUAUAAUGGCCUCAAAGCACUUAUUUUGAAAGAAAAUCCAAGUGCUUACUAUAUUCAUUGCUUUGCUCAUCAACUUCAAUUAGCUCUUGUAGCCGUGGCACAGAAACAUCCGAAGAUUGAAACUUUCUUAACUAGAGUACAUAGAUUGGUGAAUAUUGUUGGAGGAUCAGCUAAACGGAGUGAUCUUAUUCGAGAGAAUCAAAGAUUGAAAAUUCUUGAAUCACUCAGUAUUGGUGAAAUAUCAAGCGGACGAGGUCUCAAUCAAGAAAUUACUCUUCAGCGUCCUGGGGAUACACGUUGGGGCUCUCACUAUAGUUGUUUAAUUAACUUGAUUACCAUGUUUUCAACUAUAGUCGAAGUCAUUGAGAUGAUUGCUACUGAUUCUACAAGUACCGGAACAAGAGGUGAUGCAUGCAUGUCAUUGGAGUUGAUGUUAAGAUUUGAAUUUGCAUUUAAUCUAUAUCUCAUGAAAAAGAUUUUAGGGAUUUCAAACGAAUUGUCAAAAGCAUUACAAAGAAAAGAUCAAGAUAUUGUUAAUGCUACGAAAUUGGUGCAAAUAUGUAAAACACAACUCCAAACCAUGAGAGAUGAUGGAUGGGAUUCUUUUUUGGGAGUGGUUUGUUCGUUUUGUGAAACUCACAAGAUCAAUGUUCCCGAUAUGGAUGAUAUGUUCAUAACUGUAGGUCGUUCACGGCGUGAGACAGUGACAAAUUUGCAUCAUUUUCGUGUGGAAAUGUUUUAUGCCGUCAUUGAUAUGCAACUUCAAGAGUUGAAUGAUCGUUUUUCUGAAGCAAAUAGUGACUUGCUUAUUUGUGUUGCAUGUUUAUCUCCAAAUAAUUCAUUUGCUGCUUUUGACAAGAUCAAAUUGAUUCGACUAUGUCAGUAUUAUCCGGUAGAUUUUGAUGCAGCAGAUAUUCUAGAACUUGAUGAUCAACUAGAUACGUAUAUUAUUGAUAUGCGCACUUCUGAAGACUUUGAAGAAUUACAAGGCAUUAGUGAUCUUGCACAGAAAUUGGUUGUGAAGAAUAAACAUGAAGUGUAUCCAUUAGUCUACAAACUUGUGACACUAACCUUAGUUCUUCCCGUGGCUACUGCUACAGUCGAAAGAGCAUUUUCUGCGAUGACUUACGUCAAAAAUCGUCUGCGCAAUCGAAUUGGAGAUCAAUGGUUGAAUGAUAGUUUGAUUGCAUAUAUUGAGAAGGAUGUUUUUGAUAAGAUUGAAAAUGAUGUAAUUAUUGAACGUUAUCAAAGUAUGAGAACACGUAGAGAGCAAUUGUAA
This is a messenger RNA of Olea europaea var. sylvestris, 2652 nucleotides long. Its product is annotated as zinc finger MYM-type protein 1-like. The transcript has a single exon. Bases 1 to 2652 code for a protein of 883 amino acids. NCBI's taxonomy places the organism in Eukaryota, Viridiplantae, Streptophyta, Magnoliopsida, Lamiales, Oleaceae. Gene Ontology annotation, molecular function: protein dimerization activity. The record is from RefSeq and is a predicted model, not a curated record.